CACGAAUUGAGACUCACUAGAUCAUCAAUUCCUCAAGCACUCCGCGCCUCAUCCACGACCUCAAUGGUCGCCCGUCGAGGCUUCCACUCCACCAGAGCUCAGCUCAGUUCUCCAUACCAUUACCCAGAAGGCCCACGUAGCAACAUUCCGUUCAAUCCCUUGACGAAGUGGUUUGCAUUGAGAUACUGGACAUUCAUGGCUGUUGGAUUCGGUGCACCUUUCGGCGUCGCUGUUUGGCAGACAUACAAGAAUCAAUAGAGGAAGGGAUGUACAGCAAUGGGACGAGUGUAUGGUUAUAGAAGUCGCAGGGGUACCAUGGGACAGAAUUGAAAUUCUAUCGUC
Mollisia scopiformis is the source of this 342-nucleotide messenger RNA. RefSeq names its product cytochrome-c oxidase chain VIIc. Lineage: Eukaryota; Fungi; Ascomycota; Leotiomycetes; Helotiales; Mollisiaceae. The transcript has 3 exons. Gene Ontology annotation, biological process: mitochondrial electron transport, cytochrome c to oxygen. The record is from RefSeq and is a predicted model, not a curated record. Bases 64 to 258 code for a protein of 64 amino acids.